CCUAAAUAGAAUGAGUUUUGACCGAUUCAUACGCUGGGUUGUUACAUUUACAGGCUGAACCAGCAAGCUUUCUCAUUACCUUACGCCAAUUUGGCGGGAAAUGCGACGUAACCGCCUACUAUAAAGACAGUUGCAAGCACUUUUUCUAGCGGUGUUUUAUUGCUAAAGCGUUUAGGAGGACUAGUGUUGCUGUGACAGGUCUUCCUUUGAUUUUGCUGGUUUCCCCUCAGUUGUGCUCUUCGCAUUUCCGUGCAUCAAGGCGCUGUAAGCCGGCUUCCAAGAUGUUGGUGUCCAACACCCCGAAUAGAAACUACGAUUAUGACUAUGACUCUGUACAACACUACUUCUACUGCGAAGACGACGAAGAGAAUUUUUAUCAGCAGAGUCAGCUACAACUCCCGGCUCCAAGUGAGGACAUAUGGAAGAAAUUUGAGUUGCUACCCACUCCCCCUCUGUCUCCGAGUCGCAGGUCGAGUUUGAACCCUUAUCCAUCCAUUACGGAUCAGCUGGAGAUGAUGACAGAAUUCCUAGGAGGCGAUGUGAUGAAUCAAAGCUUCAUUUUUGAUCAUUAUGAAGAUGACUACUGUGCUAAUCCCAUAAAGCAAGAUUGUAUGUGGAGCAGUUUCUCUGCUGCCUCCAAGCUGGAAAAAGUAGUAUCGGAGAAGCUCGCCUCCAUACAAGCAGCCAGGAAAGAGUUGGCAGCUGUUGCCACGCCAGCGCCCGAAAGCUCCAAUAUAUGCUGUUUGCAAGAUCUCUGCCCCAGCACUCCCUCUGCCUCCGAGUGCGUCGACCCAUCAGUAGUUUUCCCUUUUCCACUAAGUGACUCAGCUGCUCUGAAGCCACACAGCAAUACACCUGCACUGGCCAGAUGCCCAGUACCAUCCAUGGAACUGGACUCUCCACCUAAUACCAGCAGCAGCAGCGAUUCUGAAGAUGAAGAACAUGAAGAUGAUGAGGACGAGGAGGAGGAGGAGGAAGAAGAGGAUGAUGAAGAAAUAGAUGUUGUAACAGUUGAAAAAAGGAAUUUGACAGGAAAAAAGUCAGACCCCGUUGCAAAUAUUGCUGUGAUUGUAAAAUCCCACAACAGUCCAUUGGUCCUUAAACGGUGUCAGGUUCCAUUCCAGCAGCACAAUUACGCUGCAUCUCCCUCUACUAAGACUGAGUACACAGUAAAGAGGAUGAAAGCACAUAACAGUAGUAGGGUCUUAAAACCAAUAAACAAUAAUAGAAAAUGUAUUAGCCCGAGGACAUCAUCAGACUCUGAAGAAAAUGAUAAGAGGCGGACACAUAAUGUCUUAGAACGCCAAAGGAGAAAUGAACUAAAAUUAAGCUUCUUCGCACUGCGUGACCAGAUUCCAGAUCUGGCAAACAAUGAAAAAGCUGCUAAAGUUGUGAUCCUUAAAAAAGCUACAGAAUAUGUUAUAGCAGUUCAAAAAGAUGAACAAAGAUUACAUGCAGAAAAGGAGCAGUUGAAGAGGAGGAAAGAACAUUUAAAGCAAAGACUUGAGCAGUUGAAAAGCUGGUGUAAAUCAUCUUAACCAGAAAACAGACACUUUGUUGUUUUAGAUAGCAAAUAUGGUGGUGUACUACAGUAAAGGACUACACUGAAACAUGCUCUUAUGGACAGACUUGAAACUACACAACCUUGGUUUGAAAUCUACAGCAUGUUGGAUUUCUUCCUGCACCUUGAAACUGCCUCAACGGAAAACUAAUUUUUAUGCUUUGUUUUUGGCACAUUAGUAUAUGAUUUAUUUGUAUUUAAACAAUUUAUUUUUUCUUAUAAAAAUGAAAAAUCAUAAAAUUGUGCAUUUUAUAUAGGUUUUUGAUCUUUUUUAAUGUACAUAAAUCCUUUAUAUGAAAACA
Messenger RNA from Protopterus annectens (West African lungfish), 1863 nucleotides. It is a transcript of the gene MYC, whose product is annotated as MYC proto-oncogene, bHLH transcription factor. Gene Ontology annotation, biological process: positive regulation of cell population proliferation; regulation of transcription by RNA polymerase II. NCBI's taxonomy places the organism in Eukaryota, Metazoa, Chordata, Ceratodontiformes, Protopteridae. The record is from RefSeq and is a predicted model, not a curated record. The transcript is spliced from 3 exons. The coding region runs from base 282 to 1538 and encodes 418 amino acids. Gene Ontology annotation, molecular function: RNA polymerase II cis-regulatory region sequence-specific DNA binding; DNA-binding transcription factor activity, RNA polymerase II-specific; protein dimerization activity.